UAGCUCACGGACCCGGAAGCACACCCGGAAACGUCUGCAUCGUUGUUUUCAUCCCCCUGAGUUUCACCAUGAAGGAAGCGAACAUGGAUCUCCCCGUCAGCAUGGGGGCUCUGCUCCAGGCGGACUUCACGGAGGACGCUGCUUACCGGGAGGACGGCCUGUGUGUCGUCGGUAUCUUCGGUAAAAGCACCAUGCAGCCCGGCCCGCUGAAGGAGUCUCUCCUCAACAACCUGUCGGACAAACACAUCUUCUCUCUGUUCAGCGGAGCGGAGGACGGCGGCACCGCGGACAGCCACAUCCAGGCUCUGUACCAGCAGGAGAGCCGGGUCCUGUACCUGAUGCUGUCCUCCGUGUACGACAGCCAGCAGCUCCUGCGGGCCUGCCAGGCUCUGAGCGCCGCGGCGGGACACUCCGACGCGCACGAUUUCUGGAAAGGUCUGGACCGACAGCACUGCCUCCACCUGCUCUACAUGUUCUCCGUGUGCCACGUCCUCCUGCUCGUCAACCCCAACCAGACCUUCGACGUGACUUACGACCGGCUUUUUAGAGCCCUGGAUGCCCUGAGACAGAAGGUGCUGCCUCUGAUCCGGGCUGCCAUCAAAGACUGUCCGGUGUCCAAAGAGUGGAAGGUGAACUGUCGACCCUGUCCUCCACGCCUGCUCUUUGUCUUCCAGAUGAACGGAACUCUCAAGGUCUCCAAUGGCUCCGACUCAGGAGGAAAUCUGGACAAACCGAAGAAGCACUCUCCUCGGAGGAGGCUGCAGCACGCGCUGGAGGACCAAAUCUAUCGCAUCUUCCGCAAAAGCAGAGUCCUGACCAACCAGAGCAGCAACUGUUUGUUCACCGUCCCCGCCAACCAGGCAUUUGUGUACGUAAUACCGGCCAUGGAUGAGGACCCUGUGGGCACCUUGAUCAGUCAGCUGCGCUCCAACUGCAUCCUGGGAGAGCAGGAGUCCGCCGCGCCGGUGUCGGGGCCGAGGCGUUACCAGCAGAUGCGGCGUUCGGCUCGGCAGGCCAGCCUCGGUUGUGAAUCUUUCAGCGGCUCGAUGGGCGGCCAGCUGGUGGACUGCAGCUUGAAGGAAUUCCUCUGGCAGCACGUAGAGCUGGUCCUGACCAAGAAGGGCUUCGACGACAGCGUCGGCCGAAACCCGCAGCCUUCACAUUUCGAACUGCCGACGUACUCCAAGUGGGUCCAGGUCGCCGGCAGACUCCACCAAGUCCUGAUCAAAAACACAGAAGAAGAAAUCGCGGAGCUAGCGACGAAAGUGCAAAGCCAGUUGAAGGUGUUGGAGGGUUUUCUGGAUGCGGACACAAAGUUCUCUGAAAACAGGUGUCAGAAAGCUCUGCCUCUGGCUCACAGCACGUACCAGUCCAACCUCCCCCACAACUACACCACCACAGUGCACAAAAAUCAGCUGGCCCAGGCGCUGCGGGUGUACAGCCAGCAUGCCCGAGGCGUGGCGUUCCAGCGGUACGCACUGCAGCUUCACGAAGACUGCUACAAGUUCUGGAGCAACGGGCACCAGCUGUGUGAGGAGCGAAGUCUGACCGACCAACACUGUGUUCACAAGUUCCACCUGCUGCCUCAGCAAGGAGAGAAGCCUGACAUAGAUCGCAACCCUCCCAUCCUGAACCACAACAGCAGGGGGCGCUCCACCAGCUCCUGCAACUGUGGCAGGAAACAGGCUCCUCGAGAGGAUCCGUUUGACGUCCAGGCGGCCAACUAUGACUUCUACCAGAUUCUGGACGAGAAAUGCUGCGGGAAGCUGGAGCGGAUCGAGUUUCCCGUGUUCCAGCCGAGCACUCCGGACCCGGCUCCAGCCUCCAACCAAGUUCAGAAAGUCCCAUGUGAGGCGUCGGGGUCCGGUGAGACCGAGAAGCUGAAGGAGCCGAGCACGGCCCAGAGCCACACCCCGGGAGACCCCAGCCUCAGCCUGGCUCUCAGCCUGGGCCAGUCCACCGACAGCCUGGGGCCGUACGGGGACGGAGACGGAACCGAGUCUCAAGUCCAGCAGAAGAGGCCGAGCCUUGUGGACCGCCAGCCCUCCACUGUGGAGUACCUCCCCGGUAUGGUGCACUCCGGCUGCGCCAAAGGCCUGCUGCCCAAGUUUUCCAGCUGGUCUCUGGUCAAACUGGGUCCAGCCAAGUCCUACAACUGCCACACGGGUCUGGAGCAUCCAGGCUUCCUCCCCGGCUCCUCAUUCCUCUUGCCGUGGGACUUGGUGAUCCGCUCUCGGUCGGAGGAGGACACGGGACUGACGGAGCCUUUAGACGGGAGCACCUCGUCAUGGCCGGCUCCUAACAAGACGCUGGUGGGGAAGCGAGGAAGCACCGGGGGGCUGGGCAGGAGUCGCAGGAGGGACGACACGGCUCGGGUCUUUGUUGGGUUCGAGUACGAGGACAGCAGGGGGAGGCGCUUCAUCAGCUGCGGCCCCGAUAAGAUAGUGAAGGUUCUGGGACCAGGGGGCACCAAAGACCCCGCCACCAGGGUGUUAAACACGGACAUGCCGCUGUACGUCCCCUCACCAUCACAGGGACGCGGUGUGAAAGCUCACUUUGCCCAGCUCGCCCGCCUUUAUAUCGUGGUGCCCGACGCCCCGCUGGAGGUCACUCUCAACCCACAGGUCCAGCCUGGUCCUCCUCCCUGCCCAGUUUUCCACCCGGAGCAGACGGAUUUGGUGUUACCGUCCGACGGUCUUUGGGUGCUGCGGUUUCCUUACUCGUACGCGACCGAUCGAGGCCCCUGUUACCCCCCCAAAGAGAACCAGCCACUCAACAACUACAAGGUGCUGCGGGGCAUCCUGAAGGCCAGCACUGCUAACCCUCCACCACAGUGAGCUGUAACAGUGAGGAAGACUUCAUGAUCCUGGACUGAGGACCGAGACCAGCUGAUGACCAACAGACCUCUUCAGAUCCUCAUCGCCGUCUGGCCUUGACCCACACUUAAGUCCAUGACAAGUGUGUGAAUUGAAUGAUUUGGUUUCUGUACUCAUGGUCCAACCAUUGAAUGUACGUAAAUAUGAACGUCAAGUCGCCAUCUCCUUCUGUUGUACAAAUUUGAAGCCAAAAUACCCCUGCGACGGGCGCUGAUAUUUUACGCUGGUGAUGUCGUUUUUGAGCCAAGAGAUGCGCAGGGGGGGUCUGGCUGAUGACAUCACAGCAAACAAAGAUCCUAUCAGAUCAGUACAGUCCUCAGCAGAACGGAUUCCUUGAAGAGACGCUCAGUAGUGGAAGAAAAAUGACUCUUGUGUUCGCAUUGGUCACAUCUUCUCCUUUACUCUGCCGAUACGAGAAAGAACGCCGCAGGAGCAAUUCUUCUUCUUUGCAUCAAGUGACGUAUUAAAACUAAAGCUCUCAGAAACACAUCGCGGUUUGAGAAACAUUUAUUUGAUGUUUGUUUUGAGUUUACACUUUGACCCCCGUCCCAUCUGAUAACUUAAGUCCUUUUCAGACCGCCG
Labrus mixtus (cuckoo wrasse) is the source of this 3458-nucleotide messenger RNA. RefSeq names its product SMG8 nonsense mediated mRNA decay factor (gene smg8). Gene Ontology annotation, biological process: nuclear-transcribed mRNA catabolic process, nonsense-mediated decay. The record is from RefSeq and is a predicted model, not a curated record. The transcript has 5 exons. The coding region runs from base 69 to 2837 and encodes 922 amino acids. Lineage: Eukaryota; Metazoa; Chordata; Actinopteri; Labriformes; Labridae.